This is a messenger RNA of Plenodomus lingam JN3, 798 nucleotides long. RefSeq lists its product as uncharacterized. NCBI's taxonomy places the organism in Eukaryota, Fungi, Ascomycota, Dothideomycetes, Pleosporales, Leptosphaeriaceae. The record is from RefSeq and is a predicted model, not a curated record. Gene Ontology annotation, molecular function: alcohol dehydrogenase (NAD+) activity. Gene Ontology annotation, cellular component: cytoplasm.
AUGGCUCCAUGGUCGUUGAUUUCACCCGCCUCUCGAGGCAUUGGCUUUGCUCUUGCGAGAGAAGUCCUGCGUAGUACCAAUGCGCCAGUUGUCACUACAGCGCGUAAAGAUCUUGACAAGGUCAAGGAAGAACUGCUCGAUGGACUGCCAGUUGAUGAAAGCCGACUGACAGUGCUGAAGCUGGAUGUGCUAGACGAAGCAUCAAUCGCCGAUGCCGCUGCUGCAUGUAAAGCACAAUUCCCAACCAGCUCUCACCACCUCCAGCUCGGCUUCAUCGUCCCCGGCAUCCUCUUCCCCGAGAAAUCCCCAGCCCAAAUCCAAGCCGACAACGCGCUCUUGACAUUCCAGACAAACACCCUAGGCCCCAUGUUGAUGCUCAAACACUUUUCCCCCUUGCUCCCCAAAAAAAGCACAUCCAUGGAUGCAGACAAAUCCACCAUGCAGGGCCUCCCCACCGCAUCCACCCUAGCCAUCAUGUCCGCACGCGUAGGAAGCAUCAGCGAUAACCGCCUAGGCGGCUGGUACAGCUACCGGGCGUCCAAAGCAGGCGUGAACCAGAUUGUCAAGACAUUUGAUAAUCAUCUGCGCACGGCGUCCGGGGACAAUGCCAUUGCCGUUGCGUUGCAUCCCGGCACUGUCAAGACGGGCCUGAGCAAGGACUUUUGGGGCAAUGUUAAGAAGGAGAAGUUGUUUGAGCGGGAUUGGGUCGCUGAGCGGUUGCUGGGUGUGGUUGGGCGGGUGGGGGCGGAGGGGAGGGGGAGGUGCUGGGAUUGGGAUGGGAAGGAGGUGUCGCCUUAA